Clarias gariepinus (North African catfish) is the source of this 2680-nucleotide messenger RNA. RefSeq names its product TGF-beta activated kinase 1 (MAP3K7) binding protein 3 (gene tab3). Gene Ontology annotation, molecular function: ubiquitin binding. The transcript has 7 exons. The coding region runs from base 343 to 2019 and encodes 558 amino acids. The record is from RefSeq and is a predicted model, not a curated record. Gene Ontology annotation, cellular component: extracellular exosome. Lineage: Eukaryota; Metazoa; Chordata; Actinopteri; Siluriformes; Clariidae.
UGGGCUGCGGGUAAACUAAACAGAAAUACAGUGAGCUGCAGUGGGUUUCGUGAGUUUCCCGGAUCCUGCUGAAGUCGCUGGAGAUUGAGAAGCACUUUUUUUUUUUUUUAAAGCCAGAGUGCGGUUACUGACUUUAUAAACGCGACGAGCAGAAAAUUAGCCUCGAAAUCCUGCAGUGGACUUCAAUGGCAGCGCGGAGCCGCAGCAGGGUAACUGAUCCUGUGCUAAUGGGGUUUAAGCGCUGGAGCUGAUCUGCGGGACUUUAUAGCGAGCUCAGAGAGUGAUGAGAGAAGAGCAGCUGCUGCCCUCGCGGCUGGCGGCUCAGUAAGGCCGUGGCUCAGCAUGGCACAGGGUGCGCCGCAGUUGGACUACCACGUCCUGCAAGACCUGAAGCAGCGUUUCCCCGAGAUCCCAGAGAACGUCGUGUCCCAGUGCCUCCUGCAGAAUAACAACAACCUGGAAGUGUGCUGCCACCUGCUGGCUCAGGAGAGCAGUCGCUACCUUUACGAGGAGUUUCACAGCUCGGAGGACGUGCACCUGGGCCGCAACCGCAUGCUGCACAUUAGCGUCGGCGGCUUCCCCCCACCCGACAACGCCAACGCCAACUCCAACACUGGCUACCCCACCUACUUCAUAGGCGACCAUGGGCGCUCGGCCAGCACGCCCACCCCUCCGCCCACCGUGCAGGGCAUUUCUCCGACCUAUACCCCCGUGCCCUCCCGCUACAUGACCCCUAUCACUCUGGCGCUGUCCUCUAACAUCCCGUCUGCCCCUCAGGCGCUUCAGAUUCCUCCUGGCGCGUACGGGAACAGCGGGGGCACCCUGUAUAUGCGCCCUUCUCCUUCCCAGAGCCCUCAGCCCUCGCCCUGGGCGUCGUCCAGCACGCCCGUGUACUCUCCCUCGCCCUACAGCACUCCCCCAUACCAGUCGCCCUAUAGCUCGCCCCAGCACCACGCCUUCUUACCCAUCAGCCCUCCUACCCUGCCCACCAUGCCGUACCAGCACGUCCCCUACAGGGGCUACAUCCCCACCAAAAGCGCCAUGAAGAACCAGAUCGAGAUCACGCUGGAGGGGCGGCAGCGCAGUAACUCGCCCAUUCACACCUCGCAGGGGGCGCUGUACAUGCCCAACAGCCCCUCCCCGAGCUCUCCAUCCAGGGCCAUCAGCAUGGCUCCACCCUCCGGCACCUCCUUUCACUCAAGCAUGUACCUGAGCAGCGCGCGUCCACGCCCCGCCUCUUCACCGCAGCCAGCGAGCUCUGCCUACAUCAAGAUCAAAAUGGGGCAGGGCCAGCAGCAGCAGCUGGUGUUGGGAUCCGGAUCGCCGUCGCCUCCUGUGGAAACGGAGUCGCUCCUGCACAUCGUGGACCAGGGCGAGAAGCACGGCGCUCCCGCCCCCAUCCUACCCAUCUCGGCCACGCCCGCCGGCGCAGGCGGCGUCAGCCACGUCAACCAAAUGCCCCGGCGCUCCAGCUCUGGCUCAGACGACUACGCCUACACCCAGGCCCUGUUGCUGCACCAGCGUGCGAGGAUGGAGCGUCUGCUGAAGGAGCUGCUGGCAGAGAGACAGAAGCUGGACCAGCUGAAGACUGAGGUCAACGACAUGGAGCAUGACGCCCUGCAGAGGCGCUUCAGGCGCGUCAACAGCUCCAGCUUCACCCCACGGCAUGAGGAGAUGACCAGGAUCCGGACGCAGAACAGACAGCUGCAGAUCGACAUCGACUGCACGCUGAAGGAGACGGACCUGCUGCAGUCUCGAGGCAAGUUUGACCCAAAAGCCAUGAACAACUUUUACGAUAACAUCCAGCCGGGUCCCGUCGUCCCGCCCAAAAAAGAUGGAGUUGGAGCAGGAGGAGGAGGAGGAGCAGGUGCAGGAGGAGGAGCAGGACCGAGGCCGAAGCCGGCUCCACAGCGAGACGAGGACUUCGAGGGCGCCCAGUGGAACUGUGAGAGCUGCACUUUCCUCAACCACCCGGCUCUGAACCGCUGCGAGCAGUGCGAGAUGCCGCGCUACACCUGAAAACCCCGCCCCUUUCAGCACGGCACCGCCCACAACUCGACCCUCAGCCCUUCGACCUCACGCCUCCUUUUCCCCAUCAUGCACCUUUCCAGGCUCUGCUUGAAGGAGCUGCAACCAAACCUGUGUACCCCUUUAUUAAGCCCCACCCCCCAACGUCGGGCCUAAAUUGGGCCACACCCUACCCCCCGUCCCCCCCCACCCUUCCCACCCUACCCUCAUCUGUGCACUUGAUCUAACCACUUUUUCUUUCCUACUGAAAAAUGAUCAGGCGAGCCUAAGCGAACAAAACGGGGACUGGUCGGCUUCGGAGGAAACUGAAUCGAAGAGGGCGUGGUUUCACUUGAAGGGAGGGAGGUAGGGUGGGAAAGAUAGAGAGAGACCGGGCGUGGCCACUUUCCCAGGCAGAAAGAGACAGCCGUGUUUACGCGUAGACGGGAAGCCGAGCCGAGCCGACCGGACUUUAUUGUAGCCGUCACACUGUAUGCGCUGGUGGAGAGUGAAGAACACUAAGAGACAAAAGUGCACAUGCAUUCUGUCCUACCUGGUACUUUUAAGCAUAUUAUGCCAUACUGUAUUCUGUGUUAAAAGGUGUUGAUUUAUUUCCUGUGCAAAUGCAUCACGUUGCUGUACUUAAUAAAGGAGUUGAUUCUAUGUGAUGACA